AUGGCGGGUGCGCUGGACGGGGGCGCGUCUGGGCUGCCCCCGGCCGCCUCCCGCGCCUGCUGGGCCCGCCGUGAUCCGCGCCUCGCGCGCGCCUUCCGUGCCGCCUGCGCGCAACGCCCGCCUGCCGCGCCCGGGGCUGCGCUGCGCGGGGCCCUGUCCGCGCUGUGGCGGCGUCGUGCCGCCUGCACCGACCCCGUGCCGCCGGGACCGCAACGCCGCCGCCGCCGGGGCUGGACGCUGCCAGGAACGCUGUGGUGCGGCGCGGGGAACUCGGCGGGGAACUGGAGCGAGCUGGGGCUCUUCCGCGGCCCCGACCGGUGCUGUCGGGAGCAUGACCAGUGCUGGGCGCAGAUCACGGCGCUGCAGUUCAAUUACGGCAUCCGCAACUAUCGCCUACACACCGUGUCCCACUGCGAUUGCGACAACAGGUUCCGGCAGUGCCUGCUCGCCAUCAACGACACCGUUUCCAACAUCAUCGGCGUCACAUUCUUCAACCUGUUGGAGGUGCCGUGCUUUGUGCUGGAAGAGAGCGAGGAGUGCAUCCAGUGGCGCUGGUGGGGCGGGUGAGUUCCCGGGGGUGCCCCGGCCCUCAGCGUUUCCU
Molecule: messenger RNA, 601 nt
Organism: Camarhynchus parvulus
Lineage: Eukaryota; Metazoa; Chordata; Aves; Passeriformes; Thraupidae
Product: group 3 secretory phospholipase A2-like
Exons: 4
Coding region: 1-567 (188 amino acids)
Biological process (GO): phospholipid metabolic process; arachidonate secretion
Molecular function (GO): A2-type glycerophospholipase activity
Source: RefSeq, a predicted model, not a curated record